Molecule: messenger RNA, 2163 nt
Organism: Syngnathus acus (greater pipefish)
Lineage: Eukaryota; Metazoa; Chordata; Actinopteri; Syngnathiformes; Syngnathidae
Gene: cdx1b
Product: caudal type homeobox 1 b
Exons: 3
Coding region: 152-988 (278 amino acids)
Biological process (GO): animal organ morphogenesis; anterior/posterior axis specification; cell differentiation
Cellular component (GO): nucleus
Molecular function (GO): DNA-binding transcription factor activity, RNA polymerase II-specific; RNA polymerase II transcription regulatory region sequence-specific DNA binding
Source: RefSeq, a predicted model, not a curated record
AGACGCUCGGGCCUACGGACUCGGACCGGCCACACGCGCGUCAGGCGAGAGAGCUAACGAGGGAGGGAGGGAGCUUGCCUUCUCCCCAUACCCACACCCACACCCACACACACACUCACACUCCUGCUCUUCCUCACACCCGCCAGCCAAAAUGUACGUGGGCUACCUGCAGCUGGACAAGGACCCCUCCAUGUACCACCAGAACCCCGGCAGCAGACAUCCGGGUCUCGGCCUCAGCCCGCAACACUUUCCGAUGCCCGGCCCGGCCCAGUACUCGGAUUUCGCGGGCUACCACCACCCCCACCACGGCCUCGCGGCAGACCCCCACCUGCAGGCCCAGCAGAACGCACCCGGCAGCGGGGCCGGCUGGAGCCCGGCUUACCCGGCCCCGCCUCCUCUCCCUCAUCCGCCUCCUCACCCCGUGCAGCCCACCCGUGACGAGUGGGCAGCGCACCACUACGUGGCCGCCGGAGGCCCCAACCUUGGCUUCAGCCCUCCAGAGUUUGCCGGGCAGCCGCCGCCACCGCCCCCGACACUUCUGGCCGCCUCCCUCAACGCAUCGGCCGGGCAAGGCUCGACCGGAUCCCCGCAGAGGAGGAACGCCUACGAGUGGAUUCGACGCGCCUCCACGCCGCUCGCCAACCCCAACGGGAAGACGCGGACAAAGGACAAGUACCGUGUGGUCUACACGGACCACCAGCGUCUGGAGCUGGAGAAAGAGUUCCACUACAGCAAGUACAUCACCAUCCGCAGGAAGGCGGAGCUCGCCAGCGCCCUCAGUCUAUCCGAGCGACAGGUGAAGAUCUGGUUCCAGAACCGGCGUGCCAAAGAGCGCAAGAUCAGCAAGAAGAAGCAACAGCAGCAGCAGUCCGCCUCGUCGUCCUCCGGCAGCGUCGCCAUGGUGACCAGCAGCAGCAGCGGCCUGGUGUCUCCGUCCGACCUGGUGUCGCCGUCCUCGCUGUCCAUCAGCAUCAAAGAAGAGUUUUGAACCCGCUUGCUUCCUGUGCUUAUUCUUCUAAAGCCGCCUCCCCGUAGUGACGUGACCGCGGCGACAAUGCGCGGCGACGAUGACCACAAACGAAGGCGUCGGCGGGACACUGAAAAGAAAAACUAUAGUUAGCGACAUAAACAUUCUGAUGCUAAGUAGCGGUGAGGCUAGCAUUUCACUGCAUUACCACACUGUCAUCUUGAUGCCGGACUGGCAGAUAACUAAAUGAGCAUAUUAAUGCUAAGUGACCAUGAGGUUGACGACGUCUCAGCUCAACUUUAACCAGUUGGGACAUUAGUGUGCUGAGACCGAGUGCGGAGCUAAUAAAGCAAAUGCUAUUGAUCAGUGCGACAAGAGGUUAGCAACAUAAGCUAAUGCUGUGAAACCUUGACACUACAACAGCUCUACAGUUAACUCACUGUAUUACAUGCCAUUUGUGGGCAACAUUAGCAUUUUCAAGUUUUGCAAGCACUUGUGUGUUUUUCUUUUUAUCACAGACCCUUCCUGAUUGGUCUGCUGGUUGGCGCUUUGCAAAAGGCCACCAGCAAUCGUGACGGUGAUGCCAAACAUGUAAAUCAUUUGGAUUUUCUUCAGAUUGUUUGUAUCAAAAGUAAAAUGAACAAAAACAUGGUUAGCCGGCCCCCCUCCCUACCCCCUUCCUUUUUUUUUUCUUCUAUCGGCAGCAAGUUAGUUAUAUGAUCUCGCACACCCAGAUAGCAGGAUCCUUCAUUGUGUUUGCUCUUUGGACACCACACCUCAACAGACAUUGCAUGACUUUUGUGUGCAGAAGACCUUUGUCUUUUGCUCCAUUUUGCCUCUUGGCAUAUUCGUAAAAGUCACCAUUGCUGGUGAGUGUUUGUAGCUGUGUGUCAUGAUUGUGUGUAGGUGUUUAUCUAACGUGUUUCUUAUGAGUGUUCACACGCAAGUGUAGGCGCGUGCCAGUGCAUACGUGUGCGCGUGUGAAUACAGCCACCUUGAUUUGAAGCCUCGUUCGUGUGCUUGAAAUCGGAAAAUAGCGAGAGCGCCAAGGUUUGAUCAGGACUUGCCGUGGCCUUUUGAUAUACCAGCUUACAUGCUAACAAAGUGGGCGGAGCUUCCCCUGCCUGCCCACCAUAAAGUUUUAUUGAGGAUGAUGACAAUAAAAGGUUUUCACCACGGAGACGCACCAAUGUUUA